CUUAGCAAACAUGGGCUAUUGCUCCAUCCUAUUGCCAAAGCUCAAGAUAUCUAUAUAUGUUUUAUCUCGAAAAUAGUUGCAACAUCAACGUUCUGCUGGUCGCUGCCGGGGGGCGGCGCUGAUUAUCGAAAGCCCCCACCCUCCGCCAAGUCGAAGGCGCCUGCGCUACAGCCAACUGUACCUUUCGUACUCCGUACGGCGUACUCCAUAGUUUCCCCCCACCUAAAUUGAUCAAAAUUUUUCCCUGAUAAAAACAGGAGCUACGGAGUGCAGCGGAAUAUUCGUUGAAUCUUUCAUGAGGCCUUCUCUUCCAAUCAUUAUCAUAAGGUGCUAUUCAUGCCUUCUGGCUGCUUUGCUGCUUGUUUUGAUGACAACCAGCCAAAAUUUCCCUGGGCGUUCCAUUGCUGCAGGGUUGUCGUGAAUGGAAUCGGUGGGGUUCAAAUUAACUAGGGGGGUCAACUUCUCAGCAGGUCUUGGUGAUAAUAUUUAAUAAUAUUUCUUAUGGCUGCACCUUACGAUUCCUCCCGACCACGAAUGGGAGCAACAUUUUAUCCAGGUGCAACGGAUGACUACCAAAUGCCAGAAGUAAUAUCUCCGGCACCCCAAAGGGUGAUGCCUGAAGUUCCCGAAAAUAUGCAAGAUAAUCUUGCCCACCUCGAACAGGAAGCCUCUGGAUCGCAUCGUACGGCGAAUCAUUAUCCUCCCGCCCACCGACCACAGUUCCCAGCUCGAAACUCUUCGAUGCCGACUCAAGCAUACAAUAAUAAUAGUAGUUCGUAUGUGAAUCAACAUGCGCAACCUGGCAGUCACAUUCCGGCGAACGACUACAUGGACCACCCUAAUUUCUCGCCAUUCCCAGUCUUGCGGAACCCACCGCCCAACGUUCCUCCAAGCGAUGAGCAACGAGAAGCGAACCUCGAGCGUGGGCGGGUCGCAGUUCUAAGCUCCAAUGAUCCAGAGAUGCAACUUGCUUGGGCACAAGAUGCCCUUUCCUACGUGGAGGUAGCCAUGCAAAAUGAGCUUCGCCUUGCCGUCGUUCAACCCCCACGACCCCAUACUCCACAAGGCGAGCAUCAGUUGAAGGUUGAUGCCAUUAACAUUGUCUCGUUUCUUGCCGAUCAAUCACACCCGCGAGCAGAAUUCAUCCGCGGUAUGUGGCUUGAGUUUGGGAAAUUUGGAUUCCGCAUCGACAAGAAGGAGGCUUUUCGGUGCUAUCAGCGGGCUGCUGAAAAGGGAUAUGCGAGAGCCGAAUAUCGAAUGGGCAUGCAGUUUGAGAAUUCAAAUGAACCUUUGAAGGCAAUCAAACAUUAUGAAAAAGGUGUAAGCCUCGGUGAUUCUGCCUCAUAUUAUCGAUUGGGGAUGAUGAUACUCUUGGGACAACAUGGACAACGCCAAGAUUAUGCCGGAGGGCUGGACCAUAUCCGAUAUGCUGCCCAAACAUGUGAUGAAAAUGCUCCUCAGGGCGCCUACGUUUAUGGAAUGCUGUUAGCCCGCGAGCUUCCCCAGGUUGCCGUUCCCGAUGAAUUUUUGCCCCUAGACUUGAAUGGUGCACGUUUGAAUAUUGAAAAAGCCGCAUAUCACGGCUUUGCGAAAGCCCAAGUAAAGAUGGGGGCAGCUUAUGAAUUGUGUCAACUAGGAUGCGAUUUCAAUCCAGCCUUGUCUCUACACUAUAAUGCACUCGCGGCACGGCAAGGUGAGCCCGAAGCUGAGAUGGCCAUCAGUAAAUGGUUCCUUUGCGGACAUGAAGGUGUCUUUGAGAAGAACGAUGAGAUGGCAUUUGUCUACGCUAAACGAGCCGCCCAAAAUGGACUUCCGACGGCUGAAUUUGCCCUUGGGUAUUUUUAUGAGAUCGGUAUACACGUACCAGUGGACCUUAAAGAAGCCCGGAGCUGGUAUGCCAAAGCAGCUGCCAGUGGUAACAAAGACGCUUCUUCACGAAUUGACAGCAUAUCAAGAUCUAAGACCUUGUCAAGAAAGGAUCAUGAGCGUGUCGCGAUUGCACGCAUCAAAUCACAGUAUGCUUCUCAUGGGCGAAAUCAGCAACAACGUUACGCGGCUAUGCAAAAUGAAAGGCCGGCGCAGGAAACAUUGGAAAUGCCAGAUCCCUCCAAAAUGACUAUCUCUGCCGAUCCCACAGGCCCUCGACCGGUCUCGGCUGCUCCUUAUCCCGAAGGCCCAAAUUCUCGUUAUGGGCGCCCUGGUGGUCCCGGAGGUCAGUACGGCCCCGACAUUCGGCCGACCUCUGCGUUCGGUAUUAACCCAAAUCUACGGACACAACCUGUUCCGGGCGGUCAGCUUCCGCCACAACGUGUUGCCUCAGUGGGCCUCCCUCAAGGCUACGGACCACCUCCAGGCCCUGGUAUGGCUCCUUAUCCAACUAAUCAAGCGGCCCCCUCGCCAAAGUUAGAUAUUGGUUUCUCAGCGCCCCCUGAUCCUACAGGUGCCGAUAGGAGGCGGAAAUUACAGCGACCCGCCACUACAAACCAACCCCAUGGCCAGUCAGUGCCAGUGCAAGGCAGGCCUGCUCCUCCAUCAGAUCCACGGCAGUCACGAAUGCCCGCCUCGCCUAACCCUGCAGGCCACAUGCCACACGGGCAAGGUACUGGGAAGUUCCCAGCACGAGGUGACUCUAGACCGCAACCAUCACCUUCUUCGAAUGCUUCUCCAAACAACCCGGCACAGGCUCAAAAGCCUGCGUCUGGAUUACCUGGGAAGGGCCCCAAAACUUUUGAGGAAAUGGGCGUUCCUCAAGGCAAAACUGAAGGGGAAUGUGUUGUUAUGUGAUGGGUGCUGUCUCUCAGAGAAUCACUCAUAUUCAGUUACGACUUACAUUAAUAGGGCAGCUUGUUCGGCGUUCUGUCGGUGCUUCUUCGAUUUCCAUUUAAGUUAUUAACCAUUUUAGGGGAUACUGUUGGGAUGCAUUAAAGUGGCGUCGACGAUGACAGUAUAGCAAGCAUCAACUAUGCUAAACACAAGCUACGCCGUAUUGCUUCCCAUUAACUUAGCCUCAGAAAAAUACGCCAUAUAUCUAUACACAGUUCAGAUUUGGGAAGUUCUAGAGGAAGAUACGGGAUAAGUGGAAUUUAUGCUUUUUGAAUUCCCUCUCCGGUUCGGGGAAGCUAGUAUUUGGGCUGGAAUUCAUUAGCCACAGUCUUAGGAAUAUAUUGUUAGGACAUGUCAUUAGGAGCUCGUUAAUUAUUUCCCUUGAUGCUUUGUUAUUGUUAUCAUUAGCAAAUCCAGCGACAUCAUUCACUCUUCCUUCUGAGGCGUCCUUGUCGGAGCUUUAUCUGCUCGGUGCUUGUGCUUAAACCCUUUGCUAAGACAUCUCUAAAUGAAGAGCAACCUGCCAAAGG
Messenger RNA from Coccidioides posadasii C735 delta SOWgp, 3353 nucleotides. RefSeq lists its product as uncharacterized. Gene Ontology annotation, molecular function: protein binding. NCBI's taxonomy places the organism in Eukaryota, Fungi, Ascomycota, Eurotiomycetes, Onygenales, Onygenaceae. The record is from RefSeq and is a predicted model, not a curated record.